Molecule: messenger RNA, 2252 nt
Organism: Enhydra lutris kenyoni (northern sea otter)
Lineage: Eukaryota; Metazoa; Chordata; Mammalia; Carnivora; Mustelidae
Product: dmX-like protein 1
Exons: 5
Coding region: 508-1203 (231 amino acids)
Biological process (GO): vacuolar acidification
Cellular component (GO): RAVE complex
Molecular function (GO): protein binding
Source: RefSeq, a predicted model, not a curated record
CUUAGUCUUCCUUAUCCUUUUAUAUCUGUAACAUACACUCCCUCAUUGAAUAAUUUUGACAUUUUCUCAAUCAGAUUACCCUGAGUUCCCAUAGUGGGAAUUCUUGUUUUGUUUCAUUUUACUUUCUACUCUUAUUGACACAUUUUUCUUAUAUAUUUCUGGAAGUCCUUAUUUUUUCUUGGUCAUAAUGACAGUUUUCUAUUUUAUAUAUACUAAACAUUUGUUGCAUGACUUAAUGUGUAAAUCUAUUAUCCUAUUUUUUGAGUACUUUUAGAUAAUAUAUAGACUCUGCUUUUGGUUAGUAUGAUAAAGUGUAUGUCUGAUGUUUGCUUAUUCUGUGUGACCUGGUAUUUUCUUAAGCAGCAGCUAACUUUUUCUGGACUAGAUCCAUGAAUCGGUGAAGUAAAAGUCCAUUUAUCAACAAAAUAUUUGAGAUCAAAAUAUGGGAUUCACAACGGGGGCAUGGGUUGAUAUGUACUUUUGUAUUAGUAUUAGAAACUUAAAAAAAUGUUUUUCUCUAAGUUUGGAAUAGUUGAUGCUGACGGAUAUUUAAGUUUGUAUCAAACAAACUGGAAAUGUUGCCCAGUAACUGGAAGCAUGCCUAAGCCAUACCUGACUUGGCAGUGUCACAACAAAACAGCCAAUGAUUUUGUCUUUGUUAGUUCCUCCUCUUUGAUAGCUACAGCUGGUCUUUCAACUGACAAUAGGAACAUAUGUUUGUGGGAUACUCUUGUAGCACCUGCCAAUAGUUUAGUCCAUGCUUUUACAUGCCAUGAUAGUGGAGCUACUGUUUUAGCAUAUGCUCCAAAACAUCAGCUAUUAAUAUCAGGCGGCAGGAAAGGCUUUACAUGUGCAUUUGACCUUCGGCAACGACAGCAAAGGCAGCUUUUCCAGAGCCAUGAUUCUCCUGUUAAAGCCAUUGCCAUUGAUCCGACAGAAGAGUACUUUGUUACAGGAUCUGCUGAAGGCAAUAUAAAGAUUUGGAGUCUAUCUACCUUUAGUCUUCUCCACACUUUUAUCAAUGAACAUGCCCGGCAGUCCAUUUUCAGAAAUAUUGGAACUGGAGUGAUGCAAAUUGAGACAGGACCAGCAAAUCACAUUUUUUCAUGUGGAGCUGAUGGAACAAUGAAAAUGAGGAUACUGCCGGAUCAGUUUAGCCCAUUAAAUGAAGUAUUGAGAAAUGAUGUGAAAUUUAUGCUAUAACAUUUUGACAAUAAGAUGUAUAAUUUAUUCCCUAUUCCAUGGAAGUGGCCAACACAUACAAUGUACAGUGAUCACUGUCUCUGCCACAGAUAAGCUAAUGCUUUCUUGUUUUCAUAUUUAUUUUACAGAGCUUUGCCCUUGAUGCACUGAUGCCUUAAAAAUUAACAAGGUCAUUCAGAAUUAGACUAUAUUGCCUAAAAUAAAAUGUAUAAGUAAUACUGUAAUAAUACAUAUUUAUAGUAUGUUAUAGUGAGUAUGUCAUAGUGUUAAAGGAGUUUUGUGUUCUGAUUGUUGAUAAACUCUUCUGCAGAUGUCUCUGUAUGAAUUUAACAGUAAAAAUACCCUUUAUGUAAAGGCAGUUGACAUCAGUCAUCACUUAAUUCACCAUGCCCUUACUUCUUUUUUCAAACUAAUACAUCUCAAACUCUUCUUCUGUUAAUGAUAGAUUGAUAAUUGGGCAAGAAUAAAAAACAUAAUGAACAUCUUCAUUAAAAACUGUCAUUGGGACUUCAGUGAUAUAUGACCCAAGAUAUAUAAAGUUCCCUGUUUCCUGCCUGAAGCCCAAGUGUGUUUGUAUAUAUGUAAUAUAUCUUACACAUCUUAUUUGGACUUAGUUUGUGUAUAUAUCAGAGGAAAUUACAAGUCUUUUCAUGUGUUUUUGUGCCAUAACAACUACUGCCACUAGAAUAGCGACCUUUUUUGCAGCUGUCUUUUUCCAUGUUUUUUUGUUUUUAGUUUUUUAAUUCCCAUCCUAAUUUUCAAAUAAUUUCAGGAAGACAUCCAAGAUUAUAAUUUUAAAGAUUAUCUUGAGUCAGUUAAGUCUUAGCAGGCAAUAAUGAUUCUUUGUUGGCAUAUAUGAGACACUUAAAAGUAAGUUUAUAAAAUUGUCAAAGGAUUUUAGAGCAGCAAACAUUUUACUUCAUCUUUCUUUCUUUUCUUUUUUUUUUUUGUUAGGUGCUUUUAGUCUCAAAGUUCUGAAUACCUUAUAGCAGUGUUUUUAGAAACAAAUGUGAAAACAGUAAAAUUAAAUAGAUAAUAUUUACAAAUGU